AGAAGUUUCCGUUCUCCUCCUUCUGAGUGUCCCGGAAGAUUUGGGGGUUUUCGAACGGGGUAGAGCGAGAAGAAGGGCGAGCGUCGAGCGAUCCUUUGCUCGGGAGGGACAAAUAUAUUGGGGCUAGAACACAAAAUGGAUGCAGGUGGACGUCCUUCGACUGGUCAACUCAUUCUCCUGGCUACCAGCUCAGCUGUCACCGCAAUUUUAUAUGCCAUUUACAGACAAAAAUCAAAGGUUGUUCACAGUCUGAAGGGAGCCAAAAAGAUCACCCUAGACCAGAACUUGAAGUCUAUUCUCAUGGAAGCGCCUGGAAAGUGUGUCCCUUAUGCGGUGAUAGAAGGUGUUGUGCGAUCCGUUAAGGAAACGCUUAACAGCCAGUUUGUGGAGAACUGCAAGGGUGUGGUUCAGAGGCUGACGCUGCAGGAACAUAAGAUGGUGUGGAACCGGACCACCCACCUCUGGAAUGAUUAUGAAAAGAUCAUUCACCAGAGAACCAACACAGUGUCCUUUGACUUGGUGCCCCAGGAAGGUGGAACCGAUGUCGCGGUGAAGGUAUUGAAACCCCUGGAUGCUGCUGAACUCAGCCUAGAGACAGUUUAUGAAAAAUUCCACCCCUCCGUGCAGUCCUUCACGGAUGUGAUUGGACAUUACAUCAGCGGGGAGCGUCCCAAGGGCAUCCAGGAGACAGAAGAGAUGCUGAAGGUGGGAGUGAUGCUCACAGGUGUGGGGGAGCUAGUCCUGGACAAUAACACCAUCAAAUUGCAGCCGCCCAAGCAGGGGAUGCGGUAUUACUUGAGCAGCCAGGAUUUCGACUCCUUGCUUCAGAAGCAAGAAUCCAGUGUCCGGCUCUGGAAAGUCCUGACGGUUGUUUUCGGCUUUGCCACCUGCGCCUUGUUCCUCUUCCUCCUGCACAGGCAAUACCGCCGCCACCGAGAGAAGCGGCACCUGCAGCAAAUGAGUGCGGCAGCUGGCGACACAACCAGCAACACUUGCGUCAUCUGCCUGAGCGACACCCGGUCUUGUGUCUUCCUCGAGUGCGGGCAUGUUUGCUCGUGUGACAAAUGCUACCAAGCGCUCCAGAAGCCCCCCAAGUGUCCCAUUUGUAGACAUGAAAUCACAAGGGUUGUGCCACUGUAUAACAGCUGAACAUUGUCAUCUAAAAUCUCCUUGGAAGCUACCUUAUUACAAAGGAUGGUUCUUUGAACGUCGCUGUGAUGCCCUGCAGAGGAUGUCUGGGGUUGUUGGACAUUCAGUAGUUUGUUUUCCCUUCUGGCAACAGCAGACUGAGUUGAGCUGUAUUAGCUGAGAAUCAAGAACGGGCUUCUGAAAUGCUGGCCUGCUUCUGAUUUUGGACCGCUUGCUGUAGCUUUGGACAUUAUGCCGAAAUAGAGGUCCUUCUCCGUUUGAGAAUUCACGUGUACACAAUUCUGUGUUACCAAUCUUUGUGUUUCCUACACAAGAAUGAACAGGACAGUGUUUCUGGUCUGUCUGCUCCUUUCGAACUGCCUGUCACCGGUGCUGUGUGUGUGUUUUGCACAGAGCAAAUUUUAAAUCUCCCAGUUCCGCAUGAAGAAACUCCAAAUUCUGCACCCACAAUAAAUUGCACAAAUUAAACGGG
This is a messenger RNA of Eublepharis macularius, 1621 nucleotides long. RefSeq names its product mitochondrial E3 ubiquitin protein ligase 1 (gene MUL1). Gene Ontology annotation, cellular component: mitochondrion. Gene Ontology annotation, biological process: protein ubiquitination; organelle organization. Bases 136 to 1149 code for a protein of 337 amino acids. The transcript has 5 exons. The record is from RefSeq and is a predicted model, not a curated record. Lineage: Eukaryota; Metazoa; Chordata; Lepidosauria; Squamata; Eublepharidae. Gene Ontology annotation, molecular function: ubiquitin-protein transferase activity.